UUGCCAGGUCGAGUACCUACUUGAACAUCUUGUUGUUUGUCAAGUUAGAGAUAAUUUUUAUUUGUUGUAUUUUUCUAUAAAUUCAUAAAGCACGCGUGAGAUAAUCGUUUUCUUAUUAAUCUGCAAUCAUUCCAGUGUUUUGUUAGGCAUUAGUUUGUGUAUAAUGAGGUCACCAAGGCCGUUUAAUCUUAAAGUAAAUUUAUGGUUAAUGUAGUUGGAUAUCGUACAGUUUUCAAGUAGAUUUAGUGGUUUGUGGGAGCUGUUGAGAUAAAGUCGUUACGAGAAACCCGUGAAGAUGAAGUUUGCCGAACAUCUAAGCGCUCAUAUUACACCGGAGUGGCGAAAACAGUAUAUCAAUUAUGAGGAAAUGAAAGCGAUGCUGUACACGGCGGUGGAGGAGGCUCCUUCAGCGGAGAACGUGGAGCCCGAGGUGCUCUCGCGGCACUUCGCCAACUUCGACGAGAGCUUCUUCCACUAUUGCGAUCAGGAGCUCAAGAAGAUCAACACUUUCUACUCAGAAAAACUCGCGGAAGCGACGCGCAAAUUCGCAACGUUACAAGCGGAGCUGAAGUCACACUUUGACACGAUGAGGCCGAAAGGCGGCGGCGAUAGCAAGAAGAGCAUACCUCGGCGGAAGGUUCAGGACCUCAAGUUGGCCUUCAGCGAGUUCUACCUCAGUCUGAUCCUGCUGCAGAACUAUCAGAACCUCAACUACACCGGGUUUAGGAAGAUCUUGAAGAAGCAUGAUAAGUUAUUAAACGUAAGCAACGGCGCACAAUGGCGCGCAGAGCACGUAGAGACAUCUCACUUCUACACAAAUAAAGACAUAGAUAGACUAAUUAGUGAUACAGAAGCGACUGUCACCAAUGAUUUAGAAGGUGGAGACAGACAGAAGGCUAUGAAGAAGCUCAGAGUCCCACCGUUGGGCGAGCAGCAGAGCCCAUGGACGACCUUCAAAGUUGGCCUCUUCUCCGGGUCCUUCAUUGUUCUGUUCAUCACAGUAGUUUUAUCUGCAUUAUUCCACGAAGGCGGCACAGAGAAUUUCAAGACAGCCUUUAGAUUGUACAGAGGACCAUUCCUGUUAGUAGAGUUUAUAUUUUUAAUAGGCAUCAAUGUCUAUGGCUGGAGGUCGUCUGGGGUCAACCACGUGCUAAUAUUCGAGUUGGACCCCAGGAACCACCUAUCAGAACAGCACUUAAUGGAACUAGCGGCUAUUUUUGGAGUGGUCUGGGCUUUGAGUAUCCUCAGUUUCAUAUACAGUGCGAGUCUGAGCAUACCUCCGUUCGUGAACCCAUUAGCCCUGGUUAUUAUCAUGAUGGUAUUUCUGGUGAAUCCGUUCAAAGUGUUCAGACAUGAAGCCCGCUUUUGGUUCAUGAGGAUAUGUGGUCGCAUCCUGGCGGCUCCGUUCAUGCCGGUGCUGUUCGCGGACUUCUGGCUGGCGGACCAGUGGAACUCCUUCGCGGCUGCCUUCCUCGACUUCCACUACCUCGUCGCCUUCUACAUCGCGGGCGGCGACUGGUUUAAUGUUAACGAUUCAUUCGAAGCAGCCCACUGGUUCGUCGUAACCCGGGCGUUAGUGAACAUAGUCCCGGCGUGGACGCGGUUCUGGCAGUGUCUGCGGCGCUACCGGGACAGUCGAGAAGCGUUCCCGCAUCUCGUCAACGCGGGGAAGUACUCCACCACAUUCUUCGUCGUGCUCUUCGCGACCCUCAGGGUCAUUUACAAAGACAGUUACGCAGACAGAUACGACAACCCGUUCCUGUACGCGUGGUUCGCAUGUCAGCUGGUGUCUUCCAUGUACACUUACACCUGGGACGUCAAGAUGGACUGGGGGCUGUUCUCUUGCGGGCCCAGUGCUGAGAACAAGUUCCUCAGGGAGGAGAUCGUCUACAGUCCUGGGUUCUACUACUUCGCGAUAGUGGAGGACUUCGUGCUACGGUUCAUCUGGACGUUAUCGUUCGUGGUGACGGAGAACAACCUGGUGGGCGCCGAGACCAUGACGUCCAUUCUGGCGCCGCUGGAAGUCUUCAGACGGUUCAUCUGGAACUUCUUCCGCCUGGAGAACGAGCACCUCAACAACUGCGGCAAGUUCCGCGCCGUCCGCGACAUAUCUGUCGCGCCGCUCGACUCCUCCGACCAGGCCGAUAUAAUCCGCAUGAUGGACCACGCCGACGGGGUCGUCAACAGAUUAACAAAAAAGAAGAACGCAAAGAAAGUGAAAGACAGUGAUAAGAAACCUCUUCUGAAGAAGGAGUCGAUCCAAGACCUGCAGUUGGAGAUGGAUUUGUCUUCGAAGAUGCUGUAACCCUCUGUGAUACCCUACACAUAGCCAAUGUUAUACGAUACAUAGUAUUAUUCCAAUUAUAUUUAUAGAUAUAUUAAUGAAAUAUUAAAAAUCGAACUGAU
Messenger RNA from Pectinophora gossypiella (pink bollworm), 2406 nucleotides. RefSeq names its product xenotropic and polytropic retrovirus receptor 1. The coding region runs from base 296 to 2305 and encodes 669 amino acids. The transcript has 11 exons. Gene Ontology annotation, molecular function: inositol hexakisphosphate binding. Gene Ontology annotation, biological process: cellular response to phosphate starvation; phosphate ion transport. Gene Ontology annotation, cellular component: Golgi apparatus; cytoplasm; plasma membrane. The record is from RefSeq and is a predicted model, not a curated record. Lineage: Eukaryota; Metazoa; Arthropoda; Insecta; Lepidoptera; Gelechiidae.